UCCAUAGCAAAACACGACUUAUGCAUCAGGCUUUCAUGCUAAAAUUUUAUCACUGCUUUUGCCAGUGACAAUACAAUAGGUUACAAAACAUUUUUGGAUUUUAGCUUAGCGUCCCUGCUACAGGAUGUUGCCAUGGAAAUACCUUGCAAAAGACCAAAACAAAUCGUCGAUGAAUAUGUCAGUAGCAAUUUAUCCUAACUAGCCUAUUUAACGGUUAGAAAAAUUAAAGGUUAGCUAACCUAGCUUGCUAGUUUCAGAUCACUAAACUACACUAUUCGUAAACAGAAGCAACGUUAACGUGGGUCUUUAAUAAUAACCUAACCUAAGAGCAUGUUGGCUAAAAUAUAGCAAGCCAUCUUAAUUUGUUUGCAUAUUUACCUUGCGCUUCUAUUACCUCGCUAUCUUAUUUAACCUAAAGGUUUUAUUAUUGUUGUUAUUGCUAUUUUUCUCCACGAAUUUGAAGAAGUUUAGGGACAGUUCGUAAAGUACCAGGCAAGAAAUGUAUCACUUAGUUAAUAUGCCUAGGUAAUCAAACUGACAUUACUGUACAAUACAUUUGUAUUAAAUAGCUAACUGGGUUGAUUAGAAAGCUAGUUUUUAAAUUAAAACAGCAACCAUAGCUAGUUAGUUAGCGUUACUUUUACGCGAGACAAAAGAUAUGGAAAAAUACGACCAAAUUCUUACACUUGGAAGAGGUGGAGCAGGUGUCGUCUUGCUCAUGAGACAUAAAGAUACAAAGAAAGUGUAUGCUGUGAAAAGAAUACAGGUUGACAACUCUCAGAAAACCAAGACCAAAGAGGCUGUAUUGCAAGAGGCUGAAAUUCUGAGGAGUCUCAGACACCCCCAUAUUGUGACAUGGGGUGACACCUUUGUUGAUUCAACAAAUGGGUACGUCUGCAUUGCUAUGGAUUACUGUGAUGGUGGAACACUGGAUGACCAGAUUAAAGAGAGGAAGGCAGAGGAAUAUUUCUCAGAGCUUUUGAUUAUGAAUUGGUUUGUUCAGAUUGUCAUGGCAGUCAAUUAUAUCCACUCUGCAAGAAUUCUUCACAGAGACAUUAAACCUUCCAAUGUGUUGUUAACCAAGAGGGGUAUGAUUAAGUUGGGAGAUUUUGGAAUAUCAAAGAUAAUGAACCACACUCUGGAUAUGGCUUCCACCUGUGUAGGAACACCCAGGUACCUAAGCCCUGAACUGUGCCAGGAUGUUCCGUAUAGUACCAAAUCUGACAUAUGGGCCCUUGGCUGCUUGCUGUAUGAACUGUGUGCACUCAAACCAGCGUUUGUUGCUAAAAAUCUGCUGAGCUUAUUUUACAAGAUUAUAAAGGGGCAAUAUAGCCAGUUGCCUGAACUGUACUCAGAUAACCUUCACACUUUGAUCGACAAAAUGCUAUGUAUGGUUCCUGAGAGCAGACCAAAUGCUAGCAGCAUUCUGAGCAUUUCCUAUGUGCAGAAACAUCUGGACCAGUUCAUUCAGCAUCAGGAGACUGAACUGACAAAGGUUAAUUCUGAACUCAAACCUCUGGCAAAAGACUUUGCAUCUACUGAAGAUGCAACAUUAACCUGGAAGGACACUGUUGUUCAUAUGGAAAUGCACACUCCUCAUGAAGCCCCAAAUAUGGAAGAUGGUGGUGAAAUACCUGUUAUUGUCAAGGAGGAGAUGGUCCAUGGUAGAACUGAGUCUGAUUACUCGGAAGAUUUUGAUGAAAAUGACAGCAUGUCAUCUGUUGAAGACAUUUCAAGGAAUGUUGACCAUAUGAUUCCUGAGGAGCCACAUGAUGUUGCAAUUAUCUCUGAUGAUGUGGACACAGCUGAGUACCCAGAUGACUUUGAGGAGCCUGACGAGGAUGAGUUGGCUGAAGUGGUGAACUGUGCCAGAAAUGCCAUGGAGUUAACCUCAGAAGGUUCCCUUGAGCUGAAAGAUGCUGGUGGUCUGUUGGUUACUGUGAGAACUCUGAGGGAGAAGUAUAUUGAGGAUGUUGGGCCCUUAUUUUAUGAGGAGAUCAGUGGGCAUUUUCUGAAUGGCCUGAAGCCAGAGGACUUGCAACCCCAGUUCCAGCACAUGGUAGGGACAGAUCAUCUGGAGACCUGCUAUCUUAUAUUCAAUAUUGACCAAGAGACUACAUGUUGAGCAUCCAGCAUUUUUAGUGACUUUAAAAUGAGUAAAUAUUGAAUUCUCUUUCAAGGGUCAUGGCAGUAAAGUGCUAGAUACCAUUGACUAUCAUUGACCAUACUAUUGACUGCUUAGUCCAUGCAUAAAAAUACGUUUAAAGCUUUUAAUUAGGCCAUUAAGUAUUUUAAUUGCUUAAACAAAAACAGUGGACUCAAAUUAACUUUCUUCUGCUUAAAUAAGUUGGAUGUUAUGCCCCAUCAGUUCAUGAACAGAUGUAGGUCUUAAUGGUAUUUUUACUGUUUGAAGUCAAUCAUGCUGAAAUGUUGAUUUUUUUCCAGAAGAGAUUUAGAAACCAGUCCUAUAUUCUUUUAGCAAAAGAUAUCAAUAACCUUUUGGAAAACAGACAAAAAGUCUAAUUUAUUUUGUUGUAUUGAUUUAAUGUUUGAUUGUUUUAUUUUUUAUUUAUGUGAUGUGCAGUGUUUUAGUGUGGUGUGUUUUUACAAAUAAACACAUUACUUAUAUAGCUUGUCAUUUGUUAGGGUGACCUCAUUUGUAUAUUAAUGUUCUUAUAAUAUAUUUGCUCUAAACAUUUUUCAGAAAUGUAGGAAUACUUAAAGUUUAAAAGUCCUAAUUCUGUUGAAUUACAUGUGCUGCAUGUGCAUGAUUUAUGUUUUAUAAUUUAAGGAUAAUCAUGUGACUGUAGAUGUUUAGGGUGAUUAUAUGUGGUUUUGCAGGACUGUCUAGUGAGCUAGCCUAGAAGAGGCAGUUCCACUCACUGACUGGCCGGGUGGCUUUGUUGAAACAUGCAAUGCACGAGAGAUCUCAGCACAUCAGUGCAGUGGUUGGCAGACAAGAUAAAAAUAUCUUGUUACCUAUGAACAGCAAUCAUUGUUCCCUCAUUAAUAACGUAAUUAGGCUUGUAGUUAGGUAUGUAGAUUAUAUCCAAUAAUGAUUUAAAAAAAACUAUUGUUAACUGAUUGCUUUGUUGAAGAUAAAAACGUUCAAGCUUAUUGGCUUGUAAUGUGGGUUUUUUGUGAUAAUGCUAAUGUUUAGCUAUUGAUGUGUUCUACUUUGUUCAGAGUCCUUUUAAUAAAUAUAUAUGUGCUUUGCCCAGUGUGAAAAUAAUAAAGUUUCACUGUUCAGGACUUCCAAACAUUAGCUGUAACAUGAUUAAUCUAUCAGAGUUUAACAUUAUGUCAGUGAUUUGUUAGAUACUGCAGACAAGUGCUUCAGGAGAAAAAACGUAAGUAUAAGUAUCUUAUUCUCUUUAAGGCAAUAUUAGGGUCCUUUUCAUAUGGAUCUUCCCAUUGCUAAAAUAUGCAUAAACAUUUGAUAGCUCUCUAUUCAAAACACUACAUUAUGUAACCAAUAGAUGGCAGUCUGUAGUCAGAAGAAGAAGUGGAAAGGAGGCUGUUUUUGUUUGUGUCUGUGAUUUUGCUGUUUGUGUUGCUUUCAUUUUUCAUUAUGUAUUUAAUUUUACUACUUUCAUUAUGUGGCGUGAUGCUGAUGACUACUGUUGUUAUUACUAUGGUACUGAUGAUGAUCAUUUAAAAAAGUUGAUAUUUUGCUAGGCACUUACCAUUAGAGAAUGGUUAUGUAAAGAAUGUUUUUUGUUUUGUUUUUUGUUUUGUUUUUUUAACUUGAAUUAAAGUA
This is a messenger RNA of Electrophorus electricus (electric eel), 3760 nucleotides long. RefSeq names its product NIMA-related kinase 12 (gene nek12). NCBI's taxonomy places the organism in Eukaryota, Metazoa, Chordata, Actinopteri, Gymnotiformes, Gymnotidae. Gene Ontology annotation, molecular function: protein kinase activity; ATP binding. Gene Ontology annotation, biological process: protein phosphorylation. The record is from RefSeq and is a predicted model, not a curated record.